Pseudovirgaria hyperparasitica is the source of this 1235-nucleotide messenger RNA. RefSeq names its product 40S ribosomal protein-like protein S2. Gene Ontology annotation, cellular component: ribosome; cytosolic small ribosomal subunit. Bases 73 to 852 code for a protein of 259 amino acids. Gene Ontology annotation, biological process: translation. The transcript has 4 exons. The record is from RefSeq and is a predicted model, not a curated record. Gene Ontology annotation, molecular function: structural constituent of ribosome; RNA binding. NCBI's taxonomy places the organism in Eukaryota, Fungi, Ascomycota, Dothideomycetes, Acrospermales, Acrospermaceae.
GACGACCAACUUGCUGCGCGCACUCGAGAACCGCCCCACCUCGACAACCCAGCAAAAUCACAAAUCGCGAAUAUGGCCGACGCUGCACCCCCAGCCCGUGGAGGAUUCGGAGACCGUGGACGUGGAGAUCGUGGCCGUGGCCGUGGUCGUGGCCGUGGUCGCCGCGGAGGAGGCAAGUCUGAAGAGAAAGAAUGGCAGCCGGUUACCAAGCUUGGCCGUCUGGUGAAGGCUGGCAAGAUCAAGAGCAUGGAGGAGAUCUACCUACACAGUCUCCCCAUCAAGGAGUACCAGAUCGUGGAUUUCUUCCUCCCCAAGCUCAAGGACGAGGUCAUGAAGAUUAAGCCUGUACAGAAGCAAACCCGUGCUGGUCAGCGUACCCGCUUUAAGGCCAUCGUUGUUAUCGGUGACUCCGAAGGCCACAUUGGUCUUGGUAUCAAGACAUCCAAAGAAGUUGCCACUGCUAUCCGCGCAGCUAUCAUCAUCGCUAAGCUCGCUGUCGUCCCGAUUCGAAGAGGUUACUGGGGUACCAACCUUGGUGAGCCACACUCUCUGCCAACCAAGGAGUCCGGCAAGUGUGGUUCCGUCACCGUCAGACUCAUCCCUGCACCUCGUGGUACCGGUCUCGUCGCUUCACCCGCCGUCAAGCGUCUGCUUCAGCUCGCUGGUGUCCAAGACGCCUACUCCGCCUCCUCCGGUUCGACCAAGACGCUUGAGAACACCCUUAAGGCUACCUUCGUCGCGGUCACAAACACAUACGGUUUCCUUACUCCUAACCUAUGGAAAGAGACCAAACUCUCACGCAGCCCGCUCGAGGAGUACAGUGAUGUGUUGAGAGAAGGCAAGAGAUAUUAAGCGACAAUAAAAGGAGUCACCGUUUCUUCUGGUAUUGCAUGUUGGAGGCGAGAUGAAGGCAAAUAGGUCUUAUCUGGUCUCUGGGAGAGCUGUUUCUCUACCCUUAAAAUAAGCUCGAAAGAAUGCUAAAUCCAUACCGUUCAUAAUUUUGACUACCUGGUGCGCUAUUGAUUUCAUGAAGAACAGGAAACUUUGCUUGUACUUUCGUCAACUGUGGCAGGUUGCUCUGGGAGGAAUUGUCCCAAGUGCAUUUGAGUCUCGACAGUCCGUAGUUCGCAAACCUAGGUGUGCGGUCAAGACGUUGUUCCAUGUGAGGACGAUCACGAGCAAGACUCUGCGUCCCAUUCCGCUGACACUGCACAUUGUAUGCAUAUAGACAUUCC